This is a messenger RNA of Diatraea saccharalis (sugarcane borer), 1264 nucleotides long. The record is from the annotation of a GenBank genome assembly. Lineage: Eukaryota; Metazoa; Arthropoda; Insecta; Lepidoptera; Crambidae.
CUUUCGUUUUUUAUUUUUAAGCAAGUUUUCGAUUUGAGAUUGUGUGCUAUUUAUCUAACUUUAUUUUAAUAUCUUUAUUGCUUAUUUUUUUUUUAAAUAUCAGCUAGCAUGCAGUGCAAUGCUACCUCGUCGCCGAAACAUUGGUAUUAGUGAGCGACACUUGCUGGAGAAUUCCGAGGACACGUAUGAUAAAUUAGACAAGAAAGGUUUUCCUCAUAAUCAAUCAACAAAACCAAUCCCGACUUCAGGAUAUUUUCAAGUGAACACUCGUUUACAAGAAAGUCAACCAGAGGAAGAUUACAAAUUCGAUUUCCUUGAAGAUUUUGUCUUUGAAACAGUGAUGGCAGCGAGAGAUCGUACAAAUGAAUUUAUUGCAACAGUUCGUAGUUUACAAGGCAGAACGCUAGCUCGACCUGUCAUUAGAGAUGAAAAAAAAGCAGCUGUUCUCGAAACAUACUCUCAAUUCAUGAGUAUGGCUAAAGUUAUCAGCAAAAAUAUAACAAGUACCUAUGCUAAGUUGGAGAAAUUGGCUUUAUUGGCUAAAAAAAAGUCUUUAUUUGAUGAUCGCCCUACAGAAAUUCAAGAGUUGACAUAUAUUAUAAAAGGAGAUUUGAGUUCCUUGAAUCAACAGAUAGCUAGAUUAGGAGAAAUGCCAAGAGGUAGGCGCAGUAUGCAUAGUCAUUCCUCCAGUGUUGUUGUUGCUUUACAAUCCCGACUUGCAUCCAUGAGUAACCAAUUUAAACAGGUACUAGAAGUGAGAUCAGAGAAUUUGAAACAUCAAAAUAACCGAAGAGAACAAUUUUCAAGAGUAGCUCCAACAGUACCAGAGGUUCCUUCUUUAUUACAACAAAAUGAAAUUAGUAUUGAUUUUGGCGACGUUGAUUCUGGUCUUCAAACACAACAGUUAGCCUUUAGAGAUGACACAGAAUCAUAUGUGCAACAAAGAGCUGAAACUAUGCAUAAUAUUGAAAGCACUAUUGUUGAGCUAGGUGGCAUAUUUCAACAGCUAGCACACAUGGUAAAGGAGCAGGAUGAGGCUAUCGGUAGAAUUGAUGCUAAUAUUCAAGAGGCAGAGAUGAACGUUGAAGCCGGCCAUAGAGAAAUAAUGAAAUACUUUCAGAGUGUUACUGGCAACAGAGCUCUCAUGUUCAAGAUAUUUGGAGUGUUAAUAUUCUUCUUUAUAUUUUUUGUUGUAGUUAUGGCGUAACUCAAAUAUUAUGUUGAUUUACAUAAAUAUAUACAUAUAUGUAUUGUACAAGUAAAU